Acomys russatus (golden spiny mouse) is the source of this 1777-nucleotide messenger RNA. RefSeq names its product cystinosin, lysosomal cystine transporter (gene Ctns). The transcript has 12 exons. Lineage: Eukaryota; Metazoa; Chordata; Mammalia; Rodentia; Muridae. Gene Ontology annotation, molecular function: L-cystine transmembrane transporter activity. Bases 350 to 1579 code for a protein of 409 amino acids. The record is from RefSeq and is a predicted model, not a curated record. Gene Ontology annotation, cellular component: lysosomal membrane. Gene Ontology annotation, biological process: L-cystine transport.
AAGUGGCAUCUGGCACGAGAUUGCUGCUUUAAGAGAGGACGGUCCACCAAGCCUGAGAGGCUGUCAGGUGAGAGCCAUCGCGAUCAGGACAGCCGGCAGGACACCACUCAGCCCAGCAGAGACUAGCCCGGCAUCUCAGAGGUGCAGCCUGAGGCGAUUCAAGCCUACUUGAGCAACGCCUGGGUUUCUCUGUCCUUUGGCCCCAACCCAGGCCUGCACGCCCCUAGGUUGAAGAGUCAGGUGAGCAAAAGUACUGACACUGGCUGCCAGCAGGUGUUGGUGGCACUAUUCGCGUGCAGCUGGAACCCGUUGCUUGCCUCCUCUGGUGCCGCCCGAAUCUGGCUUGGGAAUGUACAGUCCUGAGAAACCAAAGAUCACGAUGAGGAACUGGCUGCUUGUUUUGACCCCUUUCCUCUUGAAGCUCACGGAGAAAUGUGAGUCAACUGUCAGUCUCACUGUUCCUCCCACGGUGAAGCUGGAAAACGGCAGUUCAGCCAAUGUCAGCAUCACCCUUGGGCAACCAUUAAAUGCGACCUUGGUGAUCACUUUUGAAAUCACGUUUCGUUCCAAAAAUCUUACUAUUCUGGAACUCCCUGAUGAAGUUAUAGUGCCUCUCGGAGAGAAGAAUGCCUCUUUCCAAGUGACUUCUCAAAAUGUUGGACAAGUGACUGCUUAUCUGCAUGGAAAUCAUUCCAACCAGACCUGUCCCAGGAUUCGGUUCCUAGUGAUACACAGCAGACUCGUUAGCAUCAUAAACCAGGUGAUUGGCUGGAUCUACUUCAUGGCCUGGUCCGUCUCCUUCUACCCACAGGUGAUCCAGAACUGGAGGCGGAAAAGUGUCGUUGGUCUCAGCUUUGACUUCUUAGCCCUGAACUUGACAGGCUUCGUGGCCUACAGCGUUUUCAACGUCGGCCUUUUGUGGGUGCCCUACAUCCAGGAGCAGUUUCUCCUCAAAUACCCCAACGGCGUGAACCCUGUUGACAGUAAUGACGUCUUCUUCAGCUUACACGCGGUCGCCCUCACUCUGAUUGUCAUCCUGCAAUGCUGCCUGUAUGAGCGAGGCAACCAGCACGUGUCAUGGCCCUCCAUUGGCUUCCUGGUACUCGCAUGGCUCUUUGUCUUAGUCACCAUGAUUGUAGCGGCAGUCGGUGUCACCACAUGGCUGCAGUUCCUCUUCUGCUUCUCCUACAUCAAGCUCGUCAUCACGCUGAUCAAGUAUUUCCCACAGGCCUACAUGAACUUUUACUACAAAAGCACGGAGGGCUGGAGCAUUGGCGGUGUGCUCCUGGACUUCACAGGGGGCAGCUUUAGUCUCCUCCAGAUGUUUCUCCAGUCUUACAAUAAUGACCAGUGGACCCUGAUCUUCGGAGACCCAACCAAGUUCGGACUUGGCAUCUUCACCAUCUUCUUUGAUGUUGUCUUCUUCAUCCAGCACUUCUGUUUGUACAGAAAGAAACCGGGGCUUCAGGCAGCACACACAGGUCCCGACAGCCAUCCCAGCCAGAACUGGGCACCAAGUUUGCAGCCGAUGGCCUUGCCCCAAACCACCAGUGUUUCUGGGAGCAGCUUGAAGGGCUGACCUUGCAGCUGGGAGAGCCAAACGUGCUUUGUUCUGCCGCAGUGUUCCCAGGGACCAAGCAGCCAGUUGCUGUGGCCAGUGGACUUGCAGGUGCUGAUGCUGGUGAUGAGGGGAGUGGACUGGGGUUAGGCUUUCGGGUCCUUUCUCUAGAAGCCACAUUUCCAUACAACUCUGCUGCAGUAAAUGCAGAACAUGUGG